UCUUAUUAUAUCUCUAUGGAUCCAACUGACCAAUUUUUAGAAAAAUAACAAUGAACGGACGCAUUUUCCUGGUGACAGGUGCUACAGAUGGCAUUGGUAAACACACUGCAAUGCGAUUGGCUAACACUGGAGCAACUGUCCUUAUUCAUGGGCGAGACAAGCAUAAAGGAGAAGAUGUUCUGAAACAGAUUAAAGAUGAAUCGAAAAACAACAACAUAAGGUUGUACAUAAGCGACCUAUCAACUUUAGAUGGCGUGCGCAAAUUGGCAGAGGAAGUAAAAAAGUCAGAAGAUCAUCUGGAUGUUUUGAUCAACAAUGCAGGGGUGUUUCUUAAAAAUCGUACGGAAACAGCUGAUGGACUAGAAACAACAUUUGCUGUAAAUGUGGUUGCUCCAUUUCUUCUCACGCACUGUUUGCUUGAUCUUGUGCGUGCUGGUAGCAAGCCUCGCAUUAUAAUCACGAGCUCGAUCUCGCAGACAGACACCGUGACUUUGACAGACCUUCAGUCACAUCAGCAAUAUCGUGAGGGACAUGGCCCUUACGAGCUCUCGAAAACAAUUGACAUAAUAAUGGCACUGGAAAUGGCAGAGAAAUUUAGUGAUAUAGGAAUAACUGUGAAUACCUUAGACCCAGGAACUGUGAACACUAAAAUGUUAUAUGCAGGUUGGGGGCCCAUUGGUAUACCAGUAAACAAGGCCGAUAAUACAUUUCUAUUGGCUACUGAUGAUGCGUAUGCCAAUGUUACUGGAAAAUAUUUCUUAGAUAACACCAUAAGUAAUGACUUCAGUGGUGUUUGUAAGGAUUCUAAACUACGUAAGCAAAUUUGGAAGGCUCUUGAGAACAUUUCUGGUGUGAAAUAUUAAAUUGAUUUUCUCACAUGAUCCAUGGGGCCUAAUUAAUCCAUACCAUAAUGUAUUCAAAAUGUAAUAAUAAUAUUAUUGUUUAUCAAUAAUAUUAUAGAUUAUCAGCACUAAUAAAAAGACAUAAAAGAUGAUUUUGUCCAUUACCAGUUUUAAUUUCAUAAUUUUUAUAGUCCUAUCGAUUUUAUUUAUUGUACCUUUUUAUUUCAUCAUAAAUUUAAUCAUAAAUUUUAUGAAUUUUAUCAUAAAUCUUAUUCAUGUUAUGAAACAGUUGAACUUGCCCAAGUCAAAUCCAAAAUGUCAUUGAAAAAGUGAUUUGGAUAAAAUUCAGCUUACAGGUCCUUAAUUAAAGGAAAAUGCAACAAUUUGGUAUGUAUAAAAAGAUGGACUAAUAAUAAUGAUAACUAAUAAUAAUGAUAAUAAUAUAAUAAUAAUACUAAAAUUGUUGAAAAACACAAGUAUCUGGGACUGAUUAUUGAUAAUGAACUUAACUGGGAAAGCAACACUAAAUCAUCUGUACCAAGGCAAAUAAAAGAAUGUAUUUUGUAUAUAGAAUGAAACGGUUUAAUGUUAGCUCUCAUCUUAUUCAUAUGUUUUAUUCCUCGGUUGUCCAGUCAAUUCUUUCUUAUUGUAUUAUUAUUUGGUUCUCUCAUAUCA
Molecule: messenger RNA, 1517 nt
Organism: Anneissia japonica
Lineage: Eukaryota; Metazoa; Echinodermata; Crinoidea; Comatulida; Comatulidae
Product: retinol dehydrogenase 14-like
Exons: 2
Coding region: 51-863 (270 amino acids)
Source: RefSeq, a predicted model, not a curated record